AUGAUUAAUAUUACCUUUAUAUUCAUUACACUAACGUUGAUUAGCAACGCAUAGGAUUUACCAAAUGUAAAAAUAUACAUAGAGUCACGUUGUCCCGAUACAGCAGCAAUGAUGAGAGCUAUAUCGAAUACAACAAUCGACUCAUUGGAUCAAUUGGCAAAUGUUGAAUUUAUACCUUCAGGAAAAUUGAAUUCAAAUUCAUAUGAAGCCAAUACAUACAUCACAAAUUGUCAGCAUAGUGAGGAAGAGUGUUAUGGAAAUAUGAUUUUAGCAUGUGGUCUAUAAUUGCAAAAAGAUUAGGUUUCUAGUACUAAAUUUGUGAGAUGUUUCUUUAAGGAAGCUUAUAAAUAAAAUUUUCAGGAGUAAAUUGACAAAUGUUUAGAGAAUACACAAUAAAAAUUGCUGGUUAAAGCUUGUGCUAAUGGGCCACAAGGGAUUGAACUUUUAUAUACAAAUAGAUUGAGAACUCCAGAAUUGAGUUAUGUUCCUUCUAUUGCAAUAAAUGGAUAGAUUAAGAAGUUGAAGGAGGAUUUUGGAAAAGUACUUUGUUCUUUAAGUGAUGCAUAAGCUAUAUGUAAAGAUAUCAAAUGGGUUUGA
Messenger RNA from Paramecium octaurelia, 597 nucleotides. Lineage: Eukaryota; Ciliophora; Oligohymenophorea; Peniculida; Parameciidae. The record is from the annotation of a GenBank genome assembly.